GCGUGCGCAGUAGUUGAGUUCGCCUCCCUUCAGCAUUGCGCAGUGCGCUAUCAUAUCUUAGUUCUCUUUGUGAGAUUUUUUCAGCUGCAGAGAUGACCGAUGUCCAACAGUUUCCAGAAGAUGACAAACAAAGGCACGGGAAAGAGCCGCAAUGUAAUCACUUGACCGACACUAAAGAGGGAAAUUGAGUUACAGCGAUCGACAGAAUGUUCUAGAAUGGUCAUGUGAUGUCCGGAGACCAGUUAUGUCGCACUUUUUAAAAAAAGUACUCUGACGUACGUGUCUGUUUCUUAUAGGAGUUCGUCCGUCGUUGUAAAAAUAAAAAGGUUUUAUUGUAAAAUGGCGUUUCGGAGUUGCGUAAGGUAUGAAAACAGAGAGAGGUUUCGAUUCGAUACAUUUAAUAGAAACAUUUUCUCGGCGUUAAAGCCGCGAGGGGGAAGAAGGGAGCACGUGAGCGGUCUCGUCCAAUGGGAUCGGGAGCUUUCAGCAGGAGGGUAUAAAUACCAGACGGUUGCCGUUAGAGACGUCCGCCAUUGUUGACUAACCUUUCAAAGGAACCGAGUAAUUUCAAACGUAGACGUGUAUGUAAUGUUAAUUUGUUCUGUUGGCGUUGAAAACUAAGCUCAAAACGGUGUUUUUCGGGCGCAAAGCAUCAACAAGAUCCUUCGGUUGGUGAAGUUUCCCAGCAGCGCUCAUCCUGCACAGCAACGUCUGUCUCAGUUCGGCAGUUUUAACUUUCUUUGUUGUUCCCGAGACGGAAAGUGGCACAGACAUUGGAUGUGUAAUGCUUGCUGAGCUGCCUAGGCGUAGUUGCAAAAGCCCUUUCCAUACUGGUCACCACUCCCCGGAUCGGCUCAGACAAUGUCUACUAUGAAACCCCCUCAGAACUUCACCUUGAAUGGGAAUCCCCCUCCCCCCGAGUUCAAGAACCCCAAAAAGCCUGGGCGCCUCACCAAUCAGUUGGAGUUCUUAGAAAAAGUGGUGAUUAAGUCCCUCUGGAGACAUCAAUUCUCCUGGCCUUUCAGACAGCCUGUGGAUGCAGUCCGCCUCAGUUUGCCAGACUAUUAUACAAUCAUAAAGAAGCCUAUGGACUUGAGCACCAUUAAAAAGCGCCUUGAUAACAAUUACUACUGGAAGGCAAUGGAGUGUAUAGAAGACUGCAACACCAUGUUCACUAACUGUUACAUGUACAAUCGGCCAGGAGAUGAUAUUGUUCUGAUGGCUCAAGCCCUUGAGAAGCUUUUCUUGGAGAAGGUGGCAAAGAUGCCUUAGGAGGAGUUUGAGAUCGCUGCUUUGACAUCUAAAGCUCCUGUGAAAGGUGCAAGGAAGUCAACAGCAGUGUUCAGGAGGCCACAGUCUCCUGUGUCUGAGGUGGUUUUCCAACAAACCGUGACCGUCAUCCCUCCAGAUGCUCUUCACCCAAAUCCCUCUCCUCCCCUAUCUGCACAACUCACAGCCAAAUUGAAAAAUGGUGUUAAAAGAAAAGCAGACACUACGACCCCUUCUGCCUCUUCCAUCGCCAGCUCUGAGUCUUAUGUAACAGAACCAAAAGUCCUUAAGUUGUUCUCCAGGAGAGGCAGCGGCCGACCCAUCAAACCUCCCUGUAAAGACCUUCCUGAAUCACCACCACAGCAUCAGGUGGGCAGAAGGAACAAACUCUCAGAGAGCCUCAAAUACUGCAAUGCCAUCCUGAAAGAGCUGUUUGCCAAAAAGCAUUCUGCUUACGCCUGGCCCUUUUAUAAGCCUGUGGAUGCAAAGGCACUGGGCCUUCUUGAUUAUCAUGAAAUUAUUCACCAACCUAUGGAUAUGAGUACCAUCAAAAAAAAGAUCGAAGCUCGUGAGUACACAGAUGCAUUGCAAUUUGCUGCAGAUAUGCGCCUCAUGUUUUCAAACUGCUACAAAUACAAUCCACCUGGCCAUGAGGUAGUGGCCAUGGCAAGGAAACUCCAGGAUGUUUUUGAGUGUCGCUUCUCCAAGAUUCCUGAUGAUCCAAAGAAUUCAGCCCCAACAUCUAGUCAGAACAAAGUAAAGAAGGAGAGAGCACACAAUCCAUCCCGCUCUGAGAGCAGUGACAGCGAAUCAUCGUCUCCAUCAGAAAACUCUUCAGACACAGAAGAGGAUGAAGAGGAGAGAGCACAGAGGCUCGCCAGCCUGGAGGAACAGCUGAAAGCAGUACGAGAGCAACUGCAGUUACUGACCCAAACACCUCUCCUGAAACCAAAAAAGAGGGAAAAGUCCAAGAAGAGGAAGAAAGAGAAAGAGUCCAGUAAGCGGAAAGGUGAAGAAGUGAAGAAACCGGCAAAAAUACAGAAGAGGUCCAACAGCAAGCUGUCAGGGUGGAAGGAGAGCGGAGCAAAGGACUCCGAGGAAGAGAUGAAUGCUUUACCCAUGUCUUAUGAGGAGAAACGGCAGCUAAGUCUAGACAUUAACAAGCUUCCUGGAGACAAGCUUGGCAAUGUAGUGAAUGUCAUCAAGGCGCGAGAACCCUUGCUCAGGGACACCGACCCUGAGGAGAUCGAGAUUGACUUUGAGACUCUCAAACCUUCAACCCUUCGAGCUCUUGAGUGCUAUGUUGUCGCUUGCCUCCGAAAGAAAACGAAAGAAACAGACAAAAAGAAGCUCCAGAAGAAGUCUAAAAUCAAGGAAAUGGACAAAGAGCCAAAAUACAAGAAUGGAGAAUCAAAUGAUAAAAAGACCAAAAUUGAAGCGGAAGGGGAGUGUAAAGAUGUGAGCCAUCCGUCUCGUCUGAGUGACAGCAGCAGCAGCUCGUCCAGCUCUGACAGUAGUAGUGACUCUAGCUCCUCUGAUAGCUGUGACUCGGAUUCAGAACGGAAAGCUAAAAGGAAGCAAAGCAAACCCCCUGGCCAUGCCCACAGAAAUAAAAACAAGGCAUCGCAGAAAACCAUUGCAGAGGUAAAGGAUUCUUCUUCUGCCUCAGUCGUGAUGUGCCAGUCUCGCACAGCGUCUCUAGUCUCAGAGGCGGACUCCAAAGACAUGUUUGCAUCACAAGCAAAACAUCCUGCCGAGGACAUCAUCAUGGCGAUCCCAGCCGUCCCUCCUCUUCUGUCACCACUGACCUCACCUCCUGCAGCCAUGACUAUCACAGGAUGUCAACCUACCUCCAGCUCUCAGUUUGAGCAGUGUGGAUUGUUGUCACCUCUGCAUGAGAGUCCAUUAAGCAACAUGAGGGAUGAGCAGAGCUGCCCGGAGACACUGGAAGAGCCCUCUGUUCAGUUGCACAAAAUGCACGGAACCAAGGACGAUGGCAGUGAACUAUGCAAGCCCAUUCAAGAUCCCAAAUCCAAUCUGCCUAAAAAGGAUAUUGUCUUAAAGCAUGCAGACUCCUGGACAAGCCUGGGUAAGAUGGCUACUCAAACUCUUUGCCCAAUCAAAUCAUCCAAGGAAAGUUUCCAGCAGUUUCGCAAAGUUGCCAUGGAGAAAGAGGAACGAGAGAGAGCUCGUAAACUGCAGAUGGAAAUUGGUCGAGGGAAGAUCAACUCAGACAAAAGCGGUCUGACGCAGCAGCUCCAAAAAACCAACCUGGACUGCACGCCUUCAAAGCCAGAAGUGGAGUCGGCAGAGCUGCCUCUGAUGGCGGCCAUCUUGGAUACCCCCAAAGCCCCUGAGCCCUGCUCUCUUCCACAAAGCUCUGUAGACCAACAACGAGAGAUGGCUCGCAAGAGAGAGCAGGAGCGUCGCAGGAGAGAGGCUAUGUCUGGAGUCAUUGACAUGACCAUGCAGAGUGACAUAAUGGCAACUUUUGAGAAGAACUUGGAUUGAGAUGUAAACAAAUAAAAAAAGAAUUGCUUGUGUGUAUUGCGCUACGGUUCAGUGAACAGUGUAAGCUGUCUUUUCCCUUCUUGCUCCAUGAGUCCUGGCGACUGAAACGGGUCUUAGUCUAUUGACAGACAAAAAUACUGCAAUACAGCUGCAUCACUUCACAUUUGUACUACGUUAGCUCCUGUAAAAAUAAGAAAACAGUCGAGGACUGAUGGUCGUGAAUGAUGUUGUGAGACCAAUAUUUGCACCAUUAAUAGUGUUGAGUGUAUAUUCUUGUUUUCGUUAUUUUGAUCCGUUUAAAGCUUGGUUUCAGAAAUGCCUGCACUGAACUGCUGCCGAUUGUCUGAGGCAGUUUGGAAAAAGAAAAAUGUCUGUCGUUUCACAAAAGUUUUUGUGUUCUUUAACAUUUUUGUUUAUUUUUUUUAUACUGAAGAAUGUUUACUUCUCUUGAUUAUUAUUGCAAUCUGAUUCUUUGACACAUUCCGUCGACUCUUCUGCUGUAUGAAUAUUGCAUCGCUGGUCGUCUUGCGCUAGCUGUUGUGAGAACUGUAAAGGAUAUUCCUGUCCAGGGCCCAGUCCCUGUUUAUCUUACUAGCUGUUUUUGAAGUAUAGCAGUAAUUUAAACAGGAAAUGAGUUGGCUGUGUUAAACUGGUCCUGUUGAAGUUAUACAUGUGUAUAUAUUAAAAUAUAUAUAUUUCUGUAGUGAGUGUCAGAAAUGUAACAUAAGCAUGUGUGUAUAAAUAUUUAGCAUUUUGUUAUGGGGCAGCCAAAUUAUUAUUUUUUCCUCUCCAGGUAUCCACCUACAAAGAAUCAGACUUAGUAAGAGGAGUUAAUGCAUUUCCUGUGCGUCUAUUUGUAUUUAUUUGGAAGUGCCGUGCCAUAAAGUUUCUCUCUUGGAGAUGAUAGGCAGUUUCUGUGCCUAAAGUCAGUGUUCUCCAGAGCUGUGUUGAUUCCAAGGUGUGAUCUGGUGAUUGUACUCCACUGAAGAUGUGUUCAAAAACGUUUUUGACUAUAAUGGUUGUGGCAGUUUUCAUCACAAGCACUUUAUUCAUUACACCACCAUGCUGAGGUGUCACAUGCUAUUGAGGGGAACAAGAAUAUUGUUUCAAAGAAAUCACAUUCUAAAAGUUAAAUCAAUAAAAAUAUUUUCAUUAAA
Carassius gibelio (silver crucian carp) is the source of this 4937-nucleotide messenger RNA. Its product is annotated as bromodomain testis-specific protein-like. The transcript is spliced from 20 exons. Gene Ontology annotation, biological process: positive regulation of transcription elongation by RNA polymerase II; chromatin remodeling. Lineage: Eukaryota; Metazoa; Chordata; Actinopteri; Cypriniformes; Cyprinidae. The record is from RefSeq and is a predicted model, not a curated record. Gene Ontology annotation, cellular component: nucleus; chromatin.